AUGAAAACCUUGCAUGAAAACAAAAUUUUGACAGUAGCAAUUCUAUUAGUUGUUAUCUUUGUUCUAACAUCUUUGGUAUUAUGUUUUUGUGGGUGUGUGUUUUGUGGUUUGUGGUGAUUUUGUGACGUUUCGGCUGUUGAAAUUGUCAGAAAGCGAUAAUGGGAGACAGGAAUGAAAAAGCAUUACUUGAUCUUUUGAAGAAAGCGGGGAACAAUGUGUGUGCUGACUGUGGUAGUAAAAAUCCGGAAUGGGCGUCCUACAACAUAGGUAUAUUCGUGUGCAUGCGAUGCGCGGGCGUCCACCGCGGCAUGGGGGCGCACAUCUCCAAGGUGAAGCACCUGAAGCUGGACAAGUGGGAGGACAGCCAGGUGGAGCGCAUGAAGGAGGUUGGCAACACUGCGGCACGCCUCAAGUACGAGGAGAGGGUGCCGCCCUGCUUCCGCCGCCCCACGGAGAACGACCCCCAGGUGCUGAUCGAACAGUGGAUACGAGCAAAGUAUCAGAGGGAAGAGUUCCUCCCGCCGGGGCAACAGAAGUACGUGUCCGGUUACAUGGAGGGGUUUCUGAUGAAACGAGGGAAGGAAGACAGCCGCUACCACCCACGUAAAUUUGUCUUGUUGGAAGCGGAGGAUAGUUUAAAGUAUCACGUGAAGGAAAACAAAGAGCCGAAGGCAGUGAUCAAACUGUCGGAGCUGAACGUGGUGUUUGCGCCCGACAAGAUCGGCAACCCCAACGGCCUCCAGCUGACGUUCAUGAAGGACGGCACGACGCGGCACAUCUUCGUGUACCACGACAGCGCGGAGGUGACGGUGGACUGGUACAUGGCGAUCCGCUGCGCCAAGCUGCACCGCCUGCAGCUGGCGUUCCCACACGCCGAGGAGUCGGAGCUGUUGGCUUAUUUGACGAAUGACUUCGUCCAAGAAGGCUGGUUGUGGAAGACGGGUCCUCGCACUACAGACGGAUAUAAAAAGCGGUGGUUCACGCUGGAUAACAGGAAGUUAAUGUACCACGACCAGCCAAUGGACGCGCACCCCAAGGGGGAGGUGUUCCUGGGCCACCUGCAGGACGGCUACGGGGUGCGGGUGGGCGUGCCGCCCGGCUCCAAGGACCAGGGCUUCUCCUUCACGCUGCGCACCCCGGACCGGGCGUUCAGCCUGUCGGCGGCCACGGAGGAGGAGCGCGACCGCUGGCUGCAGGCCCUCGAGGGCGUCCUGGAGCGCGGGCUGUCCCCGCAGGACCACGCAAUGGCCGGCCGUCUGGUUCGCAAGCGAGCCUCCAACAGCUCCAUGAACAUUUUCUCCAGCAGAUAGUGACAGCCUCAUCGGACCAAACUCCACCUCAACAGUUAUCGCUUUGCAGAUGUCCGUUAAGAUGGCGAGACGAACAUCCGCACCUGCGUGGAUUAUUCGUUUGGAAACUGUUAACUGCACUACACAAUAAUGUUGAUGCAGAACUCAUGCUUCAGUGAUGUAAAGUGUAAAUAAAUGUAUGUUGUCAAUCAUGUUGUAAAAAGCGAGCUAGUUGUAAGUGUGUAGCAGACACGGCGCGGGGGUGAGCAGACCGCCGGAAGGAAACCUACUUCAUUUCUGCGAGAAGUUAAUGGAAUGUGCGCCGUGUUUUUGGUGGACUUGCGAGUCUGCACAUAAUGAAAUAUCAAUUGUAAAUUUCUAAUUAAAAUGAAAGCAAUA
Molecule: messenger RNA, 1688 nt
Organism: Bacillus rossius redtenbacheri
Lineage: Eukaryota; Metazoa; Arthropoda; Insecta; Phasmatodea; Bacillidae
Product: arf-GAP with dual PH domain-containing protein 1-like
Exons: 7
Coding region: 159-1310 (383 amino acids)
Biological process (GO): positive regulation of GTPase activity
Cellular component (GO): intracellular membrane-bounded organelle; plasma membrane; cytoplasm
Molecular function (GO): phosphatidylinositol-3,4,5-trisphosphate binding; phosphatidylinositol bisphosphate binding; GTPase activator activity
Source: RefSeq, a predicted model, not a curated record